Molecule: messenger RNA, 1134 nt
Organism: Fragaria vesca subsp. vesca
Lineage: Eukaryota; Viridiplantae; Streptophyta; Magnoliopsida; Rosales; Rosaceae
Product: phosphatidylinositol N-acetylglucosaminyltransferase subunit P-like
Exons: 5
Coding region: 110-589 (159 amino acids)
Source: RefSeq, a predicted model, not a curated record
CACUUUCAUUCUCUGCCUGAGAAACAAGCUCACACUCGUCGCCGAGUCCUUCUGUUUACUUGAGGCCUCAAAUUGGCCGAUUCCAGAUACUCAAUCUUUGUAUUAGGGGAUGGAAGAGUCAUACUCUGUUUGUAGUCCCAGAAGAAUCCUGAGUGUGUCAAAGAAGAGGAGGGAGGCAACAGUGUCCUUUGCCAAUCCUGAUACUAAGGCUUCUCGGUUUCAUGGUCCCAAACCUGCUGAAGUUUAUGGCUUUGUGGGUUCUAUCACCACUGUUGUGGCCACAGUUAUUUUUUUAGUGUGGGCAUAUGUGCCGGAGUCUUGGCUACAUUGGAUUGGAAUCUUUUACUACCCCAGCAGAUAUUGGGCAUUGGCUGUGCCAGCUUAUGCAAUGAUGACAGUGGUACUGGCAUUGGUAUUUUACUGUGGCCUCAACUUCAUGUCCACCCCUCCCCCAUCCUCCUUAUAUACAGUAUAUGAUGAGUUUAGUAGAGAUCCUGCAAGCUCUGGUCAAAUGACCAGUGAUGAUCAGCCCAUUGAACCCAUAUCUGAUAUCAGUAUUGACAGAAUUAAUCAUGCCAUGUUUAAAUAACACAAAGCAACCUUGGGGAAUUGUCGACCUGUACCGAACUGAGUUAUUUCCUGAAAGAAUGGUAGUCUAAGAAUUAGUUAAUAGGUCUGACUGAGCAAGAAGAAAUCGAAAAAUACAAAGAGAGCAAGAAUCAUAUUCAUAUUCAUUAGAAAGAGGGUGAGCAUUUUCAGCAAAACAAAGAGGGCCAGAAGGAUUAUCAACAAUACAUAGCCAGCAAGAAGCAUUCUCAACAAGACAAAGAAAGAAGCACGGUCUGCAGCUAUACAAAGAGACCAACAAGCAUUAUCAGUAGUACAAGAGAGAAGCAAGUAUUAUCAGCAUAUGCCUUCUAAAUCGAAUGUUGUUUAUGUGUAAUUACCCUUAGAAACUAAUCAGCCAUGGAAUAGAUAUUGUAUGUAAGGAGAACCAUAAAGCUUGAAUUCCAGUGGUAGGCAAAUGCAGGAAAACUGUCUAGACUAACCAGCUUGGUGGUUGUUAAGUCACUUUAGUGUUCUGUUAAAGCUACUCUGUUUUUUUUUUUUUUCGAUGCAUCAGCUUAGUUACUC